Candidula unifasciata is the source of this 750-nucleotide messenger RNA. The record is from the annotation of a GenBank genome assembly. NCBI's taxonomy places the organism in Eukaryota, Metazoa, Mollusca, Gastropoda, Stylommatophora, Geomitridae.
AUGGAUGAUUCAUUUAUCAAAGAAAGUUGUAAAAGCUACCAAAAAUGUCACAUAGCAAAUUCAGCCCGCCGGAAUUCCCUGACAAAAAAGACAAUUGGAAUCGAGUUUGAACGGAAACUGGCCAGUCACCAGCUGGACAGGGAGGAGCGUCAACUGAGAGAGCACCUGAAGUUUAUGAAGAUGGAGCAGGCCAAGUCGAUAACGACUAACGGCAUCCGAGACAAACCCGAUGGCGAACCUCGGCAGAGGAAGUCAGGUUGUCAACCUGUACAGGAAUCGCGGGACAACGAAUUCAUUGACCCAUACCCUGUGACCUUUGCGAGCGUAGGGUCAUCAAGUCCUACCCACAGACAACGGUCACAAACUAUGGUGGAGAAAGGUAACUUGUAUGUGUGCGCGUGCGCGCGUGUGUGUGUUUGUGUGUCUGGACUUUUGUACGCUGCUCGCAGGUACAGGCGAAUCUCCAAAGAAUUCGAAGACUUGUGCCUCAACACAACAACCGGCAAGCUGGCCAUACCGACCCACAUCCUCCUGCACCCGUUCAUGUCCUUCUCAACCUCCUCCACGUCCCAGUCUUCCAGCCCUCUUCGGAAAGCUAGCAGCUCUCGGUCCAGCCUCGACUCCGUGGAAGCAUCCCAUUGGCCAGGUGACCCGGAAGCUAUUCAUUCUAUCAGAAGGCCAAGAAAGUCGGUGGAGCAACAAGACAAAGAGAGGGUUAUGCGUAUGAUUGUAGAUAUGACUAAUAAUUAA